Messenger RNA from Colletes gigas, 3684 nucleotides. RefSeq lists its product as uncharacterized. The transcript is spliced from 4 exons. Gene Ontology annotation, molecular function: RNA polymerase II cis-regulatory region sequence-specific DNA binding; DNA-binding transcription factor activity; zinc ion binding. Gene Ontology annotation, biological process: regulation of transcription by RNA polymerase II. Lineage: Eukaryota; Metazoa; Arthropoda; Insecta; Hymenoptera; Colletidae. The record is from RefSeq and is a predicted model, not a curated record. Bases 370 to 3519 code for a protein of 1049 amino acids. Gene Ontology annotation, cellular component: nucleus.
CUUAUUAAAUAGGGGAAUGAUUUUUUUAAUUUCCAUUUGGUUUUCGGUGAUAUUUAAAUUCAACUAAGUGUCUAACCUCAAACUCUGAACAUAAGGUAAUAUCAACCAAAAUGGAAAGCUAAUUCCAAGCUAAGUUUUAGCGUUGAUCUCUAUAUAGAAAUCAGUGAUAGUAUCUACCGAUAUAGAGAUCAGUGAUUAAAACUAAGUAUCGAUUACUAUCGAUAUGAUCGAGCUAUCGUUGCAGCAUUUGCCGUUAAGGGGGCCUUGUGUUCCACCCGCCAUAGUUGUCUCGCUACUUAUUUCAGAGUAUUUGGUAUCGCUAGUGAAGAUACGUACAGUCCGGUUUAUAUUUUAUAUAAGACAAAGAAGAUGCCGAGAAAACGUAAAUUAUCGAAUAUAAGGGAAAGAUGUCGCAUUUGUCUAGUUGACAAUGGCUGCAUGAGCAAUCUGUUUAACGAAGUUCUGGAAUCGAAAUUGAACAAUUUGACAAAAUGCACUUCCAUCAAUAUCAAAGACGAGCCUGGUUUACCAAACAUCAUAUGCCAUGUGUGUUUUUACAAGCUGGAUAUAUGGAACGAAUUUAAAGAACAAUUCAUACGGUCGAACCAAAUGUUAUUAAGUCAAUUGGAACUUGCGGAAAUUUCUGAUAACGCGCAUUCACAACUUAAAAGAGCUUACACUGAUUUGCAACAAAGUGCAGAGGACAGCCUUUCCGACACUUCUGAUAAGUUUUUUCAGAAGAAAGCAAAAUCCGAGGUGCCACCAUUAAUACCUUUGGAGUUUGCAAGCGUAGAUUGCGUAACGGACCAAGCAAUGCUGAAGGAAAUGUAUGUUUCCGAAGAUGAUGUUACAUCCUCUAAGGAUUCUUCCCAGAGAGCUCAGGAUGCCUCCAAUGAUGAUAAAUGUAAAAAUGAUGGAGACCAUGAAACUAAAGAUAACGUACAGCCGAAACCAUCAUUGGUCCCUAUGAAGGUAAAACUGUUAACAGGUAGACGUAGUAGAACAACUGAACAGAGGAAAGCAUCUACCAAAAGGUGGGUUGCAAGAAAGAAAGCCCUUCUAGCAGCAACAGGAGAAAGCGUAUCGGAUACAGACUCCAUGGCAUCUGAUGAUACUGAAUUGUCACCGGUGCAGAAAGCACGAGCAAAGACUAACAUGGAUAUAGAAGUCGAAAAACAGAAGAGAGUAGCCAGAGCAUUAAAGCAGUUGGAGACUAAUUUGACCGACAAAUAUUGUAUCAAACGUAAUAAAAGUGAUUUCAUAUGCGUGGAUACCGAUUCCGAUACACGAAGAACGAGAUCACUGAAAGACAUUAACUCCGAUAUUUCGUUGACGGACAAAAACACGUCUGUAAAAGACUCCACCGAGCAAGACGAAAUGAGGAAGGAUAAGUGUCCUCAAAAUGAUUCAAAAGCAAAAGAAAACACUUCUGUAUCACUGCCAGAAAAAGCUAGCACAGAAAAAUUGCCAAAAAAGAGCGAAACCAAUAUUGCCGAAGAUAUAUUCACUCCGUGUUCCGUGAAAUCGGAAUUAGAAAUCGGAGACGCUACGUAUAUCGUCACAUCUACGUUAAUGCUCGCGGAACCACAUUAUCUAAAUAAAGCAAAUUUACAUAGUUUAUCGAAAGAGUACAGGAACGAUAAUAUCGAACAAAAUUCGCAAGACAAAAAUACCGAUAUCAUCGAUGCCGUACAACUUCGUAGAAUAAAUCCGAUUCCAGCAGAUUCUAACGAGAAGAAAUAUAUCGAGAGAUGUUUGAACAUAGAGGUAGAAGGGACAGAGAUAGACGCUUUGAAACGCGUGCAGGUUGAGCUCGCUGGAUUUGUGGAGAAAGAAAUGAAGCAAAGAUUAUUUGGGAUAGCAAACGAUGAUGCAAAGAAAGAUAAGACGGAAAAUGGUUGCAAGAAUUCGUACCAAACUUUGGACCAACAAUUGAAGAAUAUAAUAGAGAAAACAAUAAAGAAAAAUUUCGAGUCUUCCAUGAUGAGAAGCUGCGGUUCAGGGUUUAACUCGUACAUUCAAAAAUCGGGAACGGUUUCGCCUACGUUUGUAAAAGAGGCGGUGGAUUCGAAAAAAUAUCAACCGAAAGUUGUUUUGAAACGUUUAGAUAUAACCAAAGAGAGCAAACAGCGAAAUAUUAAUAAUAUGCACGUUGUAGCUAAGCGUACCGUUAAAAACAAACUUGGCGGACCGUUUAGCAUGGUUUCCCAUAAACGACAGAGCGUACCACCGAUAAGAUACAACGAUUACAAUACUUCUGCUUUGGAUUCCGAUUCUGACUUGUCGGACGAAAUGGAGAUGUCCGAAACAUCGAAAACGGAAAGUAAUCGCAAUACAGUUACGGAAGAAGAUAAGACCGUGUUGAAGCAAGUAGAAGUAUUCAAAGAUACUGUAAUAAUUUCUAAGGUGAACGAAGAGAAAACGGAGAAUCAGGAAAAUGUUUUUAACUCACCUCUCGAUGAGAAGCACGUGUGCGGUGUAUGCGAGCAGACAUUCAGUAGUCGUAGCGAGGUUGUUGCACACGUUCGAAUGCACAAAAUAGAGUCAUCCACCGUACCUCGGCACAACAAACAUAAAAUGAUGCGAUGUAAAAGAUGCCACGAAAUAGUCGAGGCUAGAUUCGUAAAAGCUCACGUAUGUAAAUCCACGAAACAGCAGACUCACAAGUGCUACGUGUGCAACUCCACGUUCAGAACGGAGAAGCUUCUUGUCCGCCAUUUGGAGAGUCACGAUCAAUCGGAAUUUAACAUAGAGAAUAUAACGAAAGCGGAAUCACAAAAGUCAACCAACGCGAACAUGUUAGAAAAUUCCAAGGAGACGAUGUACUUAAAAUCCGAGGCUUCUCAACUCUUAAAAGUGGACAACUCCAUGCCUACGAAAUCAGAUGAUCCUAGAAUCGAAAUGAGCAACGUUCAAACGGAAAACGUAGGCAUGAGCAAAGGGGUGAAAGAAAAUGCGCAGACAAUGGAGAGGCCAAAAGAGACAUACACUUGUUUUGUAUGUGACAAGAUAUUCACGGAUGAAGAGAUAUUGAAAGAUCAUUUGCAAAAGCAUUGCGACGAUAUCAGCGAGGAUGAUCAAAGCACUGGUAAAGAACAGUAUCAGUGUGCAAUUUGUGGCGACUCGUUAGAUUCAGAGGAUGCACUCGAGGCUCACGUUGAAAAGCAUUUGUUCGACGAGGAAGAUGACAAUCCUAAUCUUAUUAAUAUUGGUAAUGAUAAUGACAAAUCUGACGAGGAUCCGUAUCACUGUUUACAGUGCGCGGAAUCGUUUAAUUCCGAAAUGUUAUUAGAGAUGCACAUGCAAGCUCACGAGGAAGAAGCCGCGAUAGCAGAAUGGGAGAAACAGGGAAUAAAAGCUUACGAGUAUCAAUGUUCGAUCUGCGACGACCUUUUCGAAACGGAAGCGGAAUUGUCCGACCAUUUGGACAUACAUAACGGUAACGCCCAUGUUUGCCAGCUAUGCGAAAAGCCAUUUUUAUGCCUGGAAGAUUUACAACAGCAUGUUGCAACCCACUGAUUGCCUUCUCGUUCUUAAAUGAGAAGCUUUAUGUAUAUUAGCAUAGUAAGGAAGGUACCCCUGUAUAUAAUAUUUCAUAAACUUGUAACAAUUUAUCUGUUGAAGAAAAAUUUAAUACAAGACGAUAUUUGUUUCGUUAUAAUACCGUCUCAUUUCGUUCGAAAG